Messenger RNA from Theobroma umbraticum, 1963 nucleotides. RefSeq names its product B-type cell cycle switch protein ccs52A-like. Lineage: Eukaryota; Viridiplantae; Streptophyta; Magnoliopsida; Malvales; Malvaceae. The record is from RefSeq and is a predicted model, not a curated record. Gene Ontology annotation, biological process: positive regulation of anaphase-promoting complex-dependent catabolic process; anaphase-promoting complex-dependent catabolic process; positive regulation of ubiquitin protein ligase activity. Gene Ontology annotation, cellular component: anaphase-promoting complex. Gene Ontology annotation, molecular function: anaphase-promoting complex binding; ubiquitin ligase activator activity; protein binding.
UCACCAAUAGGGGAAACUAAAAAACAAAGUGAAAACCUUCCUCUAGUAACUCGUCUUCAACCUCUCAAUCAUUCUCUUUCUUUAGGGUUCUCCUGAUUAUCAACCCCAAAAGAUAAUCAUCUAUGGACGAUCCUACGAUAAGCAAUCAACGUAGCCAAUCAGCUUCAUCAUCAACUCCUCGUCUCAACCUCCUGUUGAGAAUGUCCGACUCUUCCCUCCAUCUCGAAAACCUUCCGUCUCGGGUAAUGCACAUCAACCGUAUGAUCAACUCCAACUACAACCGCUCUCCGUCGCGCACAAUUUACUCCGAUAGGUUCAUUCCCAGCAGAUCCGGAUCCAAUUUCGCCCUAUUCGACAUCUCAAAUUCUCCCACAUCGGCCGAAGGAAAAGAAGACGGUUCCGGUACUUAUAACAGUCUUUUACGCGCCGCGCUUUUUGGGCCCGAAACGCCCGACAAGAAGGAUUCAUCGGGCCUUCCAGCUUGCCGGAACAUUUUCCGGUACAAGACUGAAACUAAACGCUCAUUACACUCGCUUUCGCCUUUCGGCCUCGAGGAGUCGAUCCCCGGGAUCAUCCAUAGCCCCGUUAAAGCUCCCAGGAAGGUUCCGAGAUCACCUUACAAGGUUUUGGAUGCACCUGCAUUGCAGGAUGAUUUUUAUUUGAAUUUGGUGGAUUGGUCUUCAAACAAUGUGUUGGCCGUGGGGUUGGGGAAUUGUGUUUAUUUGUGGAAUGCUUGUAGUAGUAAGGUUACGAAGUUGUGUGAUUUGGGGAUCGAUGAUAGUGUUUGUUCUGUUGGUUGGGCUCAACGUGGAACUCAUCUUGCAGUUGGAACUAGCAAUGGGAAAGUUCAGAUUUGGGAUGCAUCUCGCUGCCGGAGGGUAAGAACAAUGGAGGGGCAUCGAUUACGUGUUGGGGCCUUAGCUUGGAGCUCUUCACUAUUAUCUUCUGGUAGUCGUGACAAGAGCAUUCUUCAAAGAGAUAUACGUGCUCAGGAUGAUUUUGUUAGUAAACUCUCUGGACACAAGUCAGAGGUUUGUGGACUGAAGUGGUCUUAUGAUAAUCGCGAACUAGCAUCAGGUGGAAAUGACAACAAACUUUUUGUUUGGAAUCAACAUUCCACUCAACCUGUAUUGAAAUACUGUGAGCAUACCGCUGCUGUGAAAGCAAUUGCAUGGUCUCCCCAUCUUCAUGGGCUUCUUGCAUCUGGAGGUGGUACGGCUGAUCGAUGUAUUCGAUUCUGGAAUACAACCACUAACACACACUUGAGCUGCAUGGACACUGGCAGUCAGGUAUGCAAUCUUGUGUGGUCAAAGAAUGUCAAUGAACUCGUCAGCACUCAUGGAUACUCUCAAAACCAGAUAAUUGUCUGGAGAUACCCUACCAUGUCAAAGUUGGCUACUCUUACGGGCCACACAUAUAGAGUUCUCUAUCUUGCAAUCUCGCCUGAUGGACAGACGAUAGUUACUGGGGCUGGAGAUGAGACCCUAAGGUUUUGGAAUGUGUUCCCUUCCCCUAAAUCUCAGAACACUGAUAGCGAAAUAGGAGCAUCAUCUUUUGGAAGAACCACAAUUCGGUAAGUUCAUCAAGAAAAUAUGCUAUAAGCAUUUUCGAGCUCUGAAUUAUCAGACGUUGUCAAGAAAAUUAUGCUGUGAGCAUUUCUCGUGCUUGGAAUUAUCAAAUUUGUCGCGGGCACCACCCCACGAAGUAGUCAAAAAAUUUGCAGCAGGUGCAAGAACUAAUUUAUUUCUAGUUUCUUGCAAAUCAUUGAUUUUGAAUAUCAAUUUUCUUUUCUUCUGAAUAGAUUUGAUUGAUGUAUAGUGGGAGGUGCUAUCAAUUGUUCCUAGCACCGCCCUUGCAUUGUAAAUUAAACAAGUCGGAGAGGUUGUUGAAGAACUCGAAACUUAUUGUAGCGCGGUACUUUUUUGAGUCUGUAAAUAAAUUCUUGCUUGUUUUUCCGAACACA